AUGGUUGGUGAGCGAGUAUUGCUGAAAGUUUCACCCAUGAAGGGUAUGAUGAGGUUCGGAAGGAAGGGAAAAUUAGCCCUCAGGUUCAUUGGUCAGUUUGGGAUCAUUCGGUUUAUUGGUGAGUUAGCCUAUGAGUGGGCUUUGCCUCCUGGUUUGUUGGGUAUUCACCCCGUAUUUCAUAUUUCGAUGCUAAAGAAGUACCAUUCGGAUGGCUCUUAUGUGAUUAGAUGGGAUUCAGUAAUACUUGAUCAAUUAUACGGAUUAGAUACCUCCAUUCUUUUAGUGAUUCAGGAUCUCAUCAAUGGGAGGGUGAAGGAGAUUGGUAAGCUGCAGGAUGGACUAUAUUAUUUCCUACAGUAUGUGAAAACUCAAUUCAGUAAAACUGUGAAAACUGUAAGGUCUAAUAAUGGUACUGAGUUUGUAAAUGAGUUUUGUAGCAAGUUGUUCUUAUAUCUGGGAAUUGUACAUCAAAUAUCUUGUGCUUAUACUCCUUAG
Lycium barbarum (goji berry) is the source of this 495-nucleotide messenger RNA. RefSeq lists its product as uncharacterized. Gene Ontology annotation, molecular function: nucleic acid binding. NCBI's taxonomy places the organism in Eukaryota, Viridiplantae, Streptophyta, Magnoliopsida, Solanales, Solanaceae. The transcript is spliced from 3 exons. Bases 1 to 495 code for a protein of 164 amino acids. The record is from RefSeq and is a predicted model, not a curated record.